AUGUUACCUUGUCAGGAUAAGGGGAUAAUGAACUAUGUGAAUGUUUUCGAGGAUAUAGUGAAAGACCAUCUGGCGACCUUAGAUGUAACCUUGAAGAUCAUUGUACUCCCUGUGGAGCAGUACCUUUUCACAGGAUCAGAUGAUUCUCCAGUACCUUCAUCAGACCCCUGUCACAGAGAUGCGUCGGUAGCGCGUGAAUAUAGCUAUCUCAUGUCUUGGAUCUCCAAUACCCCUCGGAGUAAUAAUGCGAAGCUGCGGAAGCCAGUAUCCACUCUCUCGAUUCCCGGGGCGAUGAAAAACUGUGGCGGAAUGGCCGCAGGGCCCGUGAGUGGGGGCAGUGGUGUGGUCGGAGGUCCUGGGGGAGAUGAGGCCGCGGUCGCCCUGGUCGGAGUUCAUUCGGAGUACCCCCGAUUCAUGGAGGACCGAGGCCUCGGGGGUGGCUCGCUAAAGGGACCUUCCGGUAGCAUCAGUGCAGGCUCGAAGCACAAACCUAACGUCGGCUACCGCCUCGGCCGACGAAAGGCACUCUUCGAAAAGCGGAAACGCAUUAGUGAUUACGCCCUCGUUAUGGGAAUGUUUGGAAUUAUCGUCAUGGUCAUCGAAAACGAACUCUCGAGCGCAGGGUUAUACACAAAGGCCUCAUUUUAUUCGACUGCACUGAAAACCCUGAUCUCUGUGUCGACUGUGAUACUGCUUGGCCUCAUAUUUGCUUAUCAUGCUUUAGAAGUUCAGUUAUUCAUGAUCGAUAACUGCGCGGAUGACUGGCGGAUCGCGAUGACCUGGCAGCGAAUAUCGCAGAUCUCGAUAGAACUAGCCAUCUGUGCAAUUCAUCCGGUUCCAGGGGAAUAUUAUUUUGUAUGGACUACUAAAUUGGUGAACAAAGGUGGUGAGAUGGGCUCAAAAUUGGUGCCAUAUGAUGUUACCUUAUCCCUUCCGAUGUUCCUGAGGCUUUACCUCAUCUGUCGAGUGAUGCUUUUGCACUCGAAACUGUUCACCGAUGCCUCUUCGAGAAGUAUAGGAGCCUUAAAUCGCAUUAAUUUUAACACGAGGUUCGUCUUAAAAACCCUCAUGACCAUCUGCCCUGGAACUGUUCUACUUGUAUUUAUGGUCUCCCUUUGGAUCAUUGCCUCUUGGACAUUAAGGCAAUGUGAAAGGUUUCAUGAUGAAGAGCACGCGAAUCUGCUUAAUGCAAUGUGGCUCAUCGCGAUCACGUUCCUAAGUGUGGGUUUUGGCGACAUCGUGCCAAAUACGUACUGCGGAAGAGGUAUUGCAGUUUCUACAGGGAUGAUGGGAGCAGGCUGUACUGCAUUACUCGUGGCUGUCGUUUCGAGAAAGCUGGAAUUAACAAGGGCAGAAAAACACGUUCAUAAUUUUAUGAUGGACACACAAUUAACGAAAAGGUUAAAAAACGCAGCAGCGAACGUGUUGCGAGAAACGUGGCUUAUCUACAAACAUACUCGUUUGGUGAAACGUGUAAACCCGGGUCGUGUUCGGGCACACCAACGAAAAUUUCUUUUAGCUAUUUAUGCGCUCAGAAAAGUGAAAAUGGACCAGAGAAAAUUAAUGGACAAUGCCAACACGAUAACUGAUAUGGCCAAGACACAAAACUCAGUCUACGAGAUAGUCUCCGAUAUGAACGUCCGUCACGAAACAUUCGAGGGUCAAUUAAACAGCCUCGAAGAUAAAUUAACGGCACUCCAGGAACAGUUGGAAUUGCUACCGGAAGCGCUCACUCGAUAUUUAGCGCAACACAAUGAACGAUUGGAACAGAGAAGAAACUUUUUACAUCCGGAUACGGCGGUAGCGCUUGCUACACCCGGAAGUGGCGGCGGAGGUGGUUGUGGCGUCAAUAGUUUAGGUAUUGGAAUGUCAGGAAGUAUCGCCUCCUCUCAUCAUCCGUUGACGAGUCUUUCAAAUUCGCCUCUACUGCCUCACUCAAGAAGUGUGCCCAGCGCCCCCAGUGCCGUAUCCCUACAUCCUUGGCCAGCGAGUCCCGUACUUCCACCUGUUUCAAGUCGGACUCCACACCUCGUGCCGGAAACCGGAACCGGAAGACACCACAGCAUCCCAACCCACCCGACACCAACCACGACACAGUCUCAAUCGGCGACGAGACUUACUUAUUCUCAAACAGGCAUGGGAGGUUUGGGAAACAGUCAAGGCUCGGAGAGUUCACGUAGCUGA
Messenger RNA from Belonocnema kinseyi, 2184 nucleotides. RefSeq names its product small conductance calcium-activated potassium channel protein-like (gene SK). The transcript has 11 exons. Gene Ontology annotation, biological process: potassium ion transmembrane transport. Bases 1 to 2184 code for a protein of 727 amino acids. Lineage: Eukaryota; Metazoa; Arthropoda; Insecta; Hymenoptera; Cynipidae. The record is from RefSeq and is a predicted model, not a curated record. Gene Ontology annotation, cellular component: neuron projection; neuronal cell body; plasma membrane. Gene Ontology annotation, molecular function: calmodulin binding; small conductance calcium-activated potassium channel activity.